This is a messenger RNA of Symbiodinium sp. CCMP2456, 555 nucleotides long. NCBI's taxonomy places the organism in Eukaryota, Dinophyceae, Suessiales, Symbiodiniaceae. The record is from the annotation of a GenBank genome assembly.
AUGUGCUGCAGCAAAGUUGAGACGACGGAGGCACCGCCAAAGGAGGAGACUACCACUGAGGCGCCGCCACAGGAGGAGACUACCGCUGAGGCAGCAGUGGAGCCUGAGGUUCCCGACUUCACGAUCAAGCCGGGGUACAAGUGCGAGCUGCAGACAAAGGCAUGGUGCACCCCGCCGGCAGUGAAUCCCGGCCAGCAGUAUCGCAAGAAUGGAAAGGUGAUGUGCUGCAGCAAAGUUGAGACGACGGAGGCGCCCCGGAACAAGAAUCCGAUGGAUGCCUUUGUCGACGAGAACCCGCUGAAAUCGCAGGGAUUUGGAACGAAGGCCCAAUGGAAUGUCCUCGACGAGGAAGCAGAUUCCCAGGAGGAGGACGAGGAGGAGGAAGAACCGGAAGAGAUGACUCCAACAACCCCGGUGCCCAGGGAUGAGGAGAAGAUGGCCCUGUGCGGAGAAUUUCAGUUCCAGUCGGAAACAUUCAUGCGUCGCGGCAAGCCCGUGAGUGUUUGCCGGAACAAAGACACUGGCCGCUUCGCUAAGGCGCUCUGUUGCAAGUAA